AUUUUUUUUUGGGGGGGGGGUGCUUCACAAAGACGUCUGUUUUUGUGACGAUUGCAGAACGUUGAGCCCAUAGUUUGUGGUCCACCGGGGAUUGUACAGAGUAACUUGUCUUCUUACAUUAUACGAUCUCUGACAAGUCGUGACUCUCGUACGUUCGACGCAGCCAAUCACACCCAGCGCCUCAAGGUUAGUGACGCAGCACAGAGCGUGCUACUACUGACGUCGCUGCCGGUUUGACAAUAUCCGUAGGUCGGGUUUUCUUUCGCUGUUCGUCUGUGUUCUGUUUUCAGGCGACAUGAACAGCGUGGGCGAGUCCUGUACGGACCUAAAGAGGGACUACGACCAGUGCUUUAACCGCUGGUUCGCCGAGAAGUUCCUGAAGGGGGACCGGAGCGAGGACCCGUGCACCGAGACCUUCCGGAAGUACCAGCGGUGUGUACAGAAGGCCAUCAAGGAGAAAGACAUCCCGGUCGACGGGGUGGAGUUCAUGGGUCCCAACAAGGACAAACCCGAGAGUUGAGGAUGGGGGAGAGGUCACCGGUACCGACACCCGGACACUGUGCUGUGUCCACGACUCCACUGAGCAUGCGCAAAAGCGAAGUUGACGCUGCGCGCUCAAAAAUACCUGCUGCAGCUGAAACAGAAGAAUGAAGCGGCAGGUAUUUGUGACGAUAAUGCUUUAGUUUGAGAAGUUUGCCAAACAAACAAGAAAACAAACAUAUCAACAACAAAAAAAUGUCAUCCCACUUCCAGUGACGUCAGCAUUUACAGUUUUUUCAUCUUGGACUGAAAACUUUUGGACGUUUCUAAUCAGUGACCGAUACGUUUACAAAUAGCAGCAUCGUCAGAAAUAAAUAUCUUCAUAUAUUUUACGAUUGGAUUCUUUGAGGACAUCACCGUGGACACAAAAGGAACAGUGAAGGACAUCUGUGUCUUCUACCUUCAGAUUUAAAGAGGAAGUGAGAUAAGUCAGAAUCAGCUGCUCGUGUAAAUAUCGAUGAUGCCUAUGCGCUGACGAAUGUCUGUAAAUCUGAGUUCAUUUUGUUUUUAAAAUAAAAUUCCAUUUGUUUUAAAAUACA
Molecule: messenger RNA, 1079 nt
Organism: Solea solea (common sole)
Lineage: Eukaryota; Metazoa; Chordata; Actinopteri; Pleuronectiformes; Soleidae
Gene: triap1
Product: TP53 regulated inhibitor of apoptosis 1
Exons: 1
Coding region: 296-520 (74 amino acids)
Source: RefSeq, a predicted model, not a curated record